Messenger RNA from Diachasmimorpha longicaudata, 1348 nucleotides. RefSeq names its product eukaryotic translation initiation factor 2 subunit alpha (gene eIF2alpha). Lineage: Eukaryota; Metazoa; Arthropoda; Insecta; Hymenoptera; Braconidae. Gene Ontology annotation, biological process: translational initiation. Gene Ontology annotation, molecular function: translation initiation factor activity; ribosome binding; RNA binding. Gene Ontology annotation, cellular component: eukaryotic translation initiation factor 2 complex; eukaryotic 48S preinitiation complex. The record is from RefSeq and is a predicted model, not a curated record. The transcript has 6 exons. Bases 158 to 1159 code for a protein of 333 amino acids.
AUGCUCGUCCUCAAGCGUUGCACGAUCUCCGAAAUUCAUGUCAAGUUUCCACAUGGAUUAUUGACAGAUUUACUCGACAUAGAGCCAAACACUUCUCUAAACUACCGUUGAAUAACUGAUAAAAUUUUUAUAAUAAUUGAUUCAUUACUCAGGCAAAAUGGUCCUGUCGUGUCGAUUUUAUAAGGAAAAAUAUCCUGAGGUCGAGGAUGUGGUUAUGGUUAAUGUGCGCAGCAUCGCCGAGAUGGGAGCUUACGUGCAUUUAUUGGAGUAUAAUAACAUUGAAGGGAUGAUUCUCCUUUCGGAGUUGUCCAGGAGACGUAUCAGAUCCAUUAACAAGCUGAUUAGGGUGGGAAAAACAGAACCGGUUGUUGUUAUUCGAGUUGACAAAGAGAAAGGUUACAUUGACUUGAGUAAACGCCGAGUCUCCCCAGAAGACGUUGAGAAAUGUACAGAGAGAUACGCAAAAGCUAAGGCAGUGAAUUCAAUACUGAGACAUGUUGCAGAACUGUUGCAUUAUGACAGUGACGAGCAGCUGGAAGAGUUGUACCAGAAGACAGCGUGGUAUUUUGAGGCAAAGUACAAGAAGCAGAAGGCAUCGGCUUAUGAUUUUUUCAAACAAUCAGUAUUGGAUCCAUCAAUUUUGGCUGAAUGUGGUCUCGACGAUCACACCAAGGAAGUAUUGUUGAGCAAUAUCAAAAGGAAAUUGACCUCUCAAGCGGUCAAGAUUCGCGCUGACGUCGAAGUCGCAUGCUACGGGUAUGAGGGCAUCGAUGCUGUCAAGGCAGCUCUCAAAGCUGGACUCGCCCUCUCCACCGAAGAGCUUCCCAUUAAAAUUAAUCUGAUUGCACCCCCUCUGUAUGUCAUGACAACAUCAACCCCAGAGAAAACCGAUGGCUUGAAGGCGCUGAAUGACGCUAUUGUCGUGAUACAAGCGAAGAUAGUUGAAUUAGGUGGUGUGUUCAAUAUUCAAAUGGCUCCUAAAGUUGUCACAGCAACAGACGAAGCCGAACUGGCGAGACAAAUGGAACGUGCUGAGAUGGAAAAUGCUGAAGUGGCCGGUGAUGAUGACGAGGAGGAGGUCGAGGGCAUGGGAGACUUCAGUGGCGGUGAGGGUGAGGACGAGGAGAACAAGGGCCAGGAAUCUCAGGGGGAAGAUUGAGGCCUAGUUUUGCAUCUUUUUUUACUGUGAAGUAGAUGUCCAAACAAAUGAAUUAUCCGGAAGUACAUUUUUACCUGUACAAAUUGUGGAACAAGUUUAAUCGAUGUUAUGCGAAAGUUUUACAAAUAAACUCUGUAAUUCAUAAUUUCAAUUUUUAUCUUGAAUAAACUAGCGAAUUCAAUGCGAAAA